AUGAAGCUAACCGAGCAGGACCUCUUAAUACUGGAGUUCAACUCCUACGAGGACUACCUGAAUUCACUUAUCGAUGGCAAAAGUCUCCAAUAUUUCGGUGAUCGUGAAAAUUUACUAAGUCUUUACCGAACAGGCUACCGUGCCCUCACGAAGCAAGCGUUCGAAGCACAAAGAUCGUUCCUCCAGGUCCAGAAGGAUCCACUCACUCUGUUCAGCCGAAACCUGGUGCCCAAAAAUGAAUUUCUGAAGGAGCUAGCCGCACGGGAACGUCCGAACCGGUUGGGACUGUUGUCGACGAUAAUUUACAUGCGCUACAUCAGAAAGAAUACGGAAAUUUCUGGCUACAUCGACUACGAGGACGGGUUGAAGCGAGUUCACCACUAUCAGCAGUACUCAAACGACUGGCGAGCCAUCUUUGCGGGAGAAAAAGUCCUCUACCCAACGCCCGUCGAUCUGCUGUACUACAAUGGCCGAACAGGCAGCAGCCGGAAGAACAACUCUCGCAACUACCAGAUCCUGUGCGAUCCAUUCCGUGGUAUCAUCUUCCGAAACACGUACGACCGCAAGGACAUCUAUCUCGAUCCAACGUCGAACUACUACGGCACCAAUACGAGCCGGAUCGAGGUCCCUAGCGACGUGUACGAGCAGGUCGUCCUGUACGAUCAUGUCGUGCGGAAGAACUACUAA
Molecule: messenger RNA, 687 nt
Organism: Anopheles nili
Lineage: Eukaryota; Metazoa; Arthropoda; Insecta; Diptera; Culicidae
Product: cilia- and flagella-associated protein 299-like
Exons: 3
Coding region: 1-687 (228 amino acids)
Source: RefSeq, a predicted model, not a curated record